Paralichthys olivaceus (Japanese flounder) is the source of this 2199-nucleotide messenger RNA. RefSeq names its product acyl-CoA dehydrogenase short chain (gene acads). Gene Ontology annotation, molecular function: flavin adenine dinucleotide binding. Gene Ontology annotation, biological process: butyrate catabolic process; fatty acid beta-oxidation using acyl-CoA dehydrogenase. NCBI's taxonomy places the organism in Eukaryota, Metazoa, Chordata, Actinopteri, Pleuronectiformes, Paralichthyidae. Gene Ontology annotation, cellular component: mitochondrion. The record is from RefSeq and is a predicted model, not a curated record.
CCCGUCGGUACGUGAAGGCAGCAGUUUGGUAAGAGCCUGCUGGUUUGAACGCAGGGAGCAGGUUAGCUUGCUGUUGUACAUUAAACCGAGAGGAAGGAAACAUGACCGCACUGUUCAAAGCGAGGAAAGCUCUAGGCUUGUGUCUCAGUGGUUGUCGAAGUUUGUCUGAACUAGCAGAGUUACCAGAGACUCAUCAAAUACUAAGGCAGACCUGCAGAGACUAUGCUGACAGAGAACUGAUACCCAUCGCCGCCAAACUCGACAAAGAGCAAAGUUACCCUGCCAAACAGAUUCAAGAGUUGGGGGCGAUGGGGGUGAUGGCCAUGGAGGUACCAGAGGAGCUGGGUGGUGCAGGGAUGGACUAUCUGGCAUACAGUCUGGCUAUUGAGGAGAUCAGUCGAGGCUGCGCCAGCACUGGAGUCAUGGUCUCUGUAAACAAUUCUCUCUACAUUGGACCAAUAUUGAAGUUUGGUACAGAAGAACAGAAAAAGCAGUGGAUCACACCGUUUACCACUGGAGAGAAGGUGGGCUGUUUCGCACUCAGUGAGCCAGGUAAUGGCAGUGACGCUGGUGCUGCCUCCACGAUAGCUCAUCGGGAUGGAGAAGAGUGGGUGCUCAACGGAACCAAGGCCUGGAUCACCAACAGCUGGGAUGCCUCUGCCACAGUCGUGUUCGCCACCACUGACAAGAAACUCAAACACAAGGGUAUCAGUGCCUUCCUGAUCCCCAUGCCACACCCUGGGCUUUCUCUAGGGAAGAAGGAAGAUAAGUUGGGCAUCAGAGCCUCAUCCACUGCUAACAUCAUCCUUGAGGACUGCAGGAUACCGCUGGGCAACAUGCUGGGUCCUUGCGGUGCUGGAUUCAAGAUCGCCAUGCAAACGCUGGACAGUGGAAGGAUCGGUAUCGCAGCUCAGGCUCUGGGUAUCGCUCAGGCUUCUCUGGACUGUGCAGCUGACUACGCACAAAAACGCACUGCAUUUGGAGCCCCCAUCAGCAAGCUGCAGUGCAUACAGUUGAAACUGGCUGACAUGGCUGUGGCAGUAGAGAGCUCUCGUCUGCUCACGUGGAAGGCUGCUCUCCUUCGGGAUUCAAAGAAACCCUUCACUAAGGAAGCAGCUAUGGCCAAACUGGCAGCAUCUGAAGCUGCCACGCUCUGCUCACAUCAGGCGAUCCAGGUUCUAGGUGGGAUGGGUUACGUGGCGGACAUGCCUGCAGAGAGGCACUACCGUGACGCUCGCAUCACUGAGAUCUACGAGGGCACCAGUGAGAUCCAGAGACUGGUUAUCGCAAACCAGUUACUGAAGGAAUAUGAGACAUAGGCACACCUCUGUCAGUGCCUUUGGCUUAAUAAAGACAUUUAAUCCCAGAUCUGAAAUCAGAUAAUUAAACCCACAGACAUGAAAUCAGCCAUAAACAAAAGAAAGCCAGUGUGAUUAGGCUCUGUAAUACUGUAUCAGUGUCAGAGACUACAGUACAGACCUUCACAGGAGAUUUACGUGAUUUUACAUUUACAUUUUACAUACUUCAUUGUCUCAAGGGAAUUCAGGAAUAAAGCAAAGUGGCAGUCUAGAAGAUUUUAGUCCUGGUUGGUUUAGCGACACCUGUAUCUGGGCUGAUCAAACAUUUGAACCAGGUCCAGCUCAGGUCUCAGCUGCUCAGAACCACAUGGAUCUGUAAGGACCUCAACUCACCACAGUUGUCCUGAAUGUCAAAACAGACUUCCACACUCACCUACUUUUUAAUAAAAAUGUGAACAGACCCUUUUUAAAAUCUACACCAGGCUUGGUUUUGCCUCGACACUGUCUCAUUACUCCUGAAGAACAUGAGUCACAUUUUUGUGAGUCACAUUUUUGUGUUUGCUCUUUGCUUCCUAUGAGGAAGUUAAACCACCAGGGGGCAACGCUGUGUCUUCAUGUUCCUUGACCCAGAUUUGCUUCAAACUGAAUCACAAGUCACUGAAAACAAGUGAAGUGUAACUGUGUUUUUCUGAUUUGCUCUUGUGGAUGGAAGUUAGAGCUGAUACUUGAAUGAUAAUGUGAACGUUUGCCUCAACAUUGAAACCAACUCUUUGAGCUAGUCACAGACUGUAAGAGACUGUGUCAUGAAUUGUAUGCUGAUUUCACAGACCUCUUGUGCCUCUGUGACAUAUGUGUACAUAUUUUAUUGUGUGCAAAUGACAAUAAAAACUAAACUACAAUA